ACAGGUGUAAGCUUUAAGAAGUCAGUGCCUUCUCUGCCCAUUGAUUAAUCUUUUUGGAUAUGUGGAUGGCUUGGGGCGGGAGGCUGAUCCGCGGGACAACAAGCAGAAAACACAGUACAAGCCGCCAGCGACUUGUACACCUGUCAUCCCAUCAUUUAAGAUGUCAUCUACCUUGUGUGUAUGUGCAUGCCCGUCAUCCUUGUUGGCUGGAAAACCCCUCUUGUACAAUGCGACGCGGCAGACAAAGAUUUCACAGCACAGACCUCCAGAAAGAAUUGGCAUGCCAUCCAUGCCUCCGCCAUGGGUCCUUUAUGUCGAUGUUCGGUCCUAUUCCAAAGCUUACACGCCACUAUUUAGCCUCCGUAUCCUCAUCACGACCCUCGCCACCGCCACCUUUAACACCUCGUUCUUCUCGAUUUGUUGAAAGCAUGCCAAAGGCCGUUCAACCCUACAUGCGACUUGCGCGUCUCGACAAGCCAAUCGGAACCUAUUUAUUGCUGUGGCCAGGUUUUUGGAGCCUUGCCCUUGCAGCUGCUCCCGGUGCGUUGCCGGAUUGGAAGCUUCUGGCCGCUUUUGGGGUAGGGACCCUUGUCAUGCGCUCAGCAGGGUGCACGGUCAACGACCUGUGGGAUCGGGACCUUGACAAAAACGUGGCGAGAACAAAACACAGACCCAUUACAUCAGGAGAAAUAUCUGUCCAAAAUGGCGUUGGGUUCCUUGGAAUUCAGCUUUUGGCAGGCCUGGGGGUAUUGACGCAGCUCAACGAGUACACAAUCUAUCUUGGCAUGGCUUCUGUGCCACUGGUUCUCGCGUACCCCCUCAUGAAGCGCUGGACGGACUAUCCUCAGCUUUUUCUGGGAAUAACAUUCAACUGGGGAGCACUCAUGGGCUGGGCAGCCACACACGGCUCAUGCGACUGGCCCAUCGUCCUUCCUUUGUAUGCCUCCGCCGUGGCUUGGACGGUCGUUUACGACACGUUGUACGCGCACCAAGAUAAGAGAGACGACUCACGGCUUGGUAUACGCUCCACUGCACUGACAUUCGGUGACAGCGGCACUAAACCAGUCUUGACCGGGUUGUCGGCGGCCAUGGUUGGAGGGUUGCUUCUGGUGGGAAUUGAGGCGGACUUGUCUUGGCACUUUUACUUGGGCACAGGUUUGACCGCAAGCCACUUAGCUUGGCAGCUCAUCACAGCUGAUCUGAAUUGUUCAAGCAAUUUGUCUGCACGUUUCGAGUCCAAUAAAUGGGUGGGGGGGCUGGUCUUCGGGAGUAUCGUUGCGGGGAGGUACUUUACUUAGCGAGCUUCUCUUAAGAUAAACGCAUGCACGUGAGCUUUCAGCGUGCAAGAUUGCGCUUUAAAAGAAAUAUACAGGUGGUACCAA
This is a messenger RNA of Nannochloropsis gaditana CCMP526, 1382 nucleotides long. RefSeq names its product 4-hydroxybenzoate hexaprenyltransferase (gene COQ2). Gene Ontology annotation, biological process: ubiquinone biosynthetic process. Bases 60 to 1298 code for a protein of 412 amino acids. The transcript has a single exon. The record is from RefSeq and is a predicted model, not a curated record. Gene Ontology annotation, cellular component: mitochondrial inner membrane. Gene Ontology annotation, molecular function: prenyltransferase activity.